Lichtheimia ornata is the source of this 1776-nucleotide messenger RNA. RefSeq lists its product as uncharacterized. The transcript is spliced from 6 exons. Gene Ontology annotation, molecular function: mRNA 3'-UTR binding; poly(A) binding; poly(U) RNA binding. The coding region runs from base 1 to 1776 and encodes 591 amino acids. Lineage: Eukaryota; Fungi; Mucoromycota; Mucoromycetes; Mucorales; Lichtheimiaceae. Gene Ontology annotation, cellular component: cytosol; ribonucleoprotein complex; nucleus. The record is from RefSeq and is a predicted model, not a curated record.
AUGAUGAUGAUCAGCGAUACGAUUGUCAAAUUGCCCACCAAUAACAAUAAGAAGCGACCACCAUUGCUUGUUGCCGGAUCGGAUCCCAAGCCUGAUUUUCUUGUUUCCGAGGUGUUGUACAUGGAAGGCUUUACAGCAUCCGGUAUUUCGGAACAUGACGUGAUGGAGCUUCUCAAAAGCUGUAGCCCCAUCGAAAUCAACCUAACAGUGGGUGUGCUACGAUUUCCAUCAGCGGAACAAGCCGAUCGUGCUUACACGUUGUUCAACGGUGCAAGUCUUAAGAACGGAACACGGCUGCAGCUGAGAAUUAACCCGCCUGGUGAUGGUUGUCAGGAGCCCGAGGCUACAUCGGGCAUCUUACAAAUUCGGAACCUACCGCUGCAAACAACCAACCACUUUUUAUACAACCUCUUUCGCCCAUUUGGUCCUAUGAGUCUUUGCAAGGUUAUCAUGGAUCAAGGUCGUUUCAAGGGAACGGCUCUCGUACAAUACUUUGACGCUAUUCAUGCUGAUACGGCUGUUCACUAUAUGAACAACAAGAACAUACAAGGAAAUGCCAUCACUGUGUCUCCUUUUGUGUCAAAGAAGCAACAACAACAGCAACAGCAACCCUACCCUGACAUGGAGUAUUCGAGAUCAGCUCCCGGAAUGCCUAUCAAUCAUCAGCAAAGCAAGCGAAGCAGCAGCUACACAGCACCAUCAACAGCAAUACCAGCAACGGGAAACAACCCUAUGCAAAACAUCGAUUACACCAAUCUCUAUAUCAAGAACUUGGAUCUCAGUGUACAAAGCGCUGAUUUAUUCAAUCAUUUUUGCCAUUAUGGAAGGAUUAUCUCGGCACGCGUUAUGCGAAAUUCCACGACAAAGCAAUCCAAAGGCUUUGGGUUUGUGAGUUUCAGCAGCGCUGAGGAAGCGUGGCGUGCAUUGCAUGCUACCAAUCAAACGUAUAUCAAAAGUAAACCCAUUGUAGUUGCGUUUCAUGAACCAAAGAAGCCACGAGCUGUUUCUUCAUCCUCCAAUAACAACAAUAGCAGUGCGGCAUUGCUAUCACAAUCAGCACCCUCAUCAACCAUGUUGCCCUAUUAUCCACCUCCACAACCCACACAUACAUUACCACCUAUGCCACCACCAGCAGCUGCAGCAGUACAACAACAACAACAGCACCACCAGGCAGCUGCGAUUGCAACUUCGGGAUAUCAGCAACAACAUGCGGCUUUACCUGUACCCCCAAGUAGCCUUGUACGACAUUACUCGGCUCCCAUUCCGCAACCCCCACCACCACUGACGAUGCGAAGUGGGUCACCCGAGUCAUUAGCAAGCACAACGGCUACCACUAGCGCUGACCCAUGUGUCCAACGAUUGCGUCUUGUCGAAGCUGUUACUCAAUGUGGCGAACAACGUGAAGUGAAUGAUAUCGUUGACAUGUUGUUAACCCUCAAACGCAGAGAGCGUUCUUUAUGCCUUUUCAAUCGUGGCUAUCUGCAGGAGAAAAUUGCUGCUGCAAAGUUGGCUCUCGAUACCUGUCGCGAUGACAAUGCACGCGAUGAUGAUGGUGUACAACAAUUUCUUGAUUCUAUCAAAGGACUCACUUUACACGAACAAAAGCAAAAGUUGGGCGAUCGGCUGUUUCCAUGUGUCAAGGCAACGGGUGUCAAACACGCACCUCGUAUCACCAUCCGCUUGUUGGAUACCGUUCCCUUGGAAGAAUUAGCACGUACCAUGAAUGAUCAAGUUCAACUGAAGAAAAAGGUCGAUCAAGCUAUUGCAUCCAUGUAA